This is a messenger RNA of Lotus japonicus, 2730 nucleotides long. RefSeq names its product kinesin-like protein KIN-7N. The transcript is spliced from 18 exons. The record is from RefSeq and is a predicted model, not a curated record. Gene Ontology annotation, molecular function: microtubule binding; ATP binding; microtubule motor activity. Bases 41 to 2512 code for a protein of 823 amino acids. Gene Ontology annotation, biological process: microtubule-based movement. NCBI's taxonomy places the organism in Eukaryota, Viridiplantae, Streptophyta, Magnoliopsida, Fabales, Fabaceae.
GGGAAGUUAGCUGAGCCCGCUCUCGUUCACAGCAACGAAAAUGGAGAAGAUCUGCGUCGCCGUUCGAGUUCGUCCUCCGGUUUCCGGCGACUCCUCCGCCGGAAGCUUCUGGAAGGUCGAAGAGAACCGCAUCUCUCUUCACAGGAUCCAUGGCACUCCACUCCCUCCCGCUUCUUAUGCUUUCGAUCAUAUAUUCGAUGAAAAUAGCACGAACACGAGUGUCUAUGAACACCUCACCAAAGAUAUCAUCCUCGCUGCGCUUAAUGGCUUCAACGGAACUGCAUUUGCUUAUGGGCAGACUAGUAGUGGGAAGACUUUCACUAUGAAUGGUUCUGAAGCUGACCCAGGGGUGAUUCCUCGUGCGGUCGAAGAUGUGUUUGCGAAAAUUGAGACGAUGACUGAUCGAGAGUUUCUGAUUCGUGUUUCCUACAUGGAGAUCUAUAAUGAGGAAAUUAAUGAUCUUCUUGUUGUUGAAAAUCAGAAAUUGCAAAUUCAUGAGAGUUUGGAGCGUGGAGUAUUUGUUGCAGGGCUUCGAGAGGAAAUUGUCAGUAAUGCAGAACAAGUGCUAAACCUCAUUCAAGCAGGGGAAGUUAACAGGCACUUUGGGGAGACAAAUAUGAACGUAAGGAGUAGCAGAUCGCAUACAAUAUUUAGAAUGGUGAUUGAAAGCAAAGGGAAGGAGGAUGCCAAUUCUUCCAAUGAUUGUUCAGUUAGUGAUAUUGUUCGAGUUUCAGUCUUGAAUUUAGUUGAUCUAGCUGGCUCUGAGAGGAUUGCAAAGACUGGAGCUGAUGGAGUACGUUUAAAAGAAGGAAAGUACAUUAACAAGAGCUUGAUGGUUCUGGGAAAUGUUAUUAACAAACUAAGUGAAGGUUCAAAGCAAAGGGGGCAUAUCCCGUAUCGUGAUAGUAAAUUAACUCGCAUACUCCAACCUGCUCUUGGUGGUAAUGCCAAAACGUCCAUUAUUUGCACGGUAGCACCAGAAGAGGUCCACAUUGAAGAAACAAAGGGAACUCUUCAGUUUGCUAGUAGGGCCAAGCGCAUCACGAAUUGUGUUCAAGUGAAUGAGAUUUUGACAGAUGCAGCCUUGUUAAAGAGGCAACAAUUAGAGAUAGAAGAUCUACGUAAAAAACUUCAGGGUUCCCAUGCUGGGGUUCUCGAGCAAGAGAUUCUUAAACUCAGGAACGAUUUGCUCAAGUAUGAAAUGGAGCGUGGGAAGCUUGAAAUGGAACUGGAAGAGGAGAGGAAGUCUCGUGAUCAGUUGAUUAGAGAGCAACGGAUGAAAAUUGAAAAUUCCAGAUCUAGUACUAUAUCUUUUUCAGACUCUGGAAUGAACGACAGUCAGGGAACUGGAUCUUUGAGUCACAGAUUUACAGAAGAGUUCAGUGAAAUUAAUAGUACAUCACAAGGAGAUAUUUUUAGAUCUCCCUGUUUGAAGACACCUCCCAGUACUUUUGUUGCCAGGCGACCAAAGAAUUCAACUUUGCCAGAUUUUAGCCCUCCACCAGUUGCUUUCAGCAAUGUGGCUGAUGAAGAUAUGUGGUUGAAAAUGAACAAUGGUUACGUUGCGGAUCUUGAUUCACUUCAAACUACUCCCUUUCGAAAAGUUCAAUCAUUCCCAGCAAGUGAAACAACUCCGGGUUGUAUAAAUCAAAUUGAGAAGUAUGAACGAGAGGUUCAAGAUUUGAGGAGACAACUGGAACUUGCUAAUGAAAAGAUAAAUGAACUGGAGAGAAAGCAUUCAGAGGAAGUACCAUCAAACAAGCAAUUAAUCGGUGAGAGACCUGAACAUCAACAAGAAACACAACUAAUUCAAGAAUUGCCUCUAAGAUUAUCUGAAUCUGUGGAAAACUUCAAAGAUAGCUUUGAGGAGGUUUUAUCAGUAAUGCAGAAAAUUGCAUCUGGUGGCAAAUUGUCUACUGCGAAGAUGCUUUCAACCAUGAGUGAAGUUGGUGCACAGCUUUUUGAAACUUUGGAAGCUAACUGUAGAAUGAGUACGAACAGUGAAAGGAGGUCUUCCACGGGGAACCAUGCUUUAAUCCAUGAACAGAAGAAAGACUUUCAUGAGAGGAUGAAUAAUAUAAUUACAUCACUGGAGAUAUCAGAGAACUCAACAACAAGAGAGCAAGAGACAAAUUCUUCGUGCAGCUGUGAAUACAAGGUCUCUGAUUUGGGAGGAGAAACUGCUUACUCAAAGAAUGAUUUAACUGAAAGAUGUGAAAGCCUAGAAAGGGAGUUACUACUUUUGAAGGAUGAAAGAGACUCUUUGCUGCUGAAGUUCUCUGAAUCAUCUGAGAAACUUGCAAUGGUUUCAAGGCAAAAGGAAAAGGCUUUGAAAGAUUUAUAUACUGAAGUUCAGAGAAGGGAAAAUCUAGAAGGGGAGGUUAAGCAGUUUUCUGCAGCUUUCGCCUGUCGUCAGAAAUCACUCAUUUCAUUCCAGAGUGAAGUUAAGACCAAAUUUGAGAAAUUGAGAGCUCAGACACCAAUUCCAGUGCCCAAUUCUUUUGGUUAUUAGGACUAUUGUAUGUUAUAAACCUUGAAUAGCUUAGUGUGUUAUGUUGUUAAUGUAUUAACACUAAAUUAAAUUUAUUACAUUAUUCCACAUCGCUUUAGUUGAAAACUCUCAUUUGUAUGAGUUAAUUGAUUGAUGACACAAGGUAGGUAUGCCUUCUCUUUUAUGAAAAUUGAUGGAUGAACACAAAUCAGAGUUAAUUUAACUCUGAUUUUUAAUAA